Naegleria lovaniensis is the source of this 2991-nucleotide messenger RNA. RefSeq lists its product as uncharacterized. Bases 1 to 2991 code for a protein of 996 amino acids. The transcript has a single exon. The record is from RefSeq and is a predicted model, not a curated record. NCBI's taxonomy places the organism in Eukaryota, Heterolobosea, Eutetramitea, Acrasida, Naegleriidae.
AUGGCGCCAUUCGAUCUCUUUAAGAGGAACAAUAGUGAGAAAGGUGUCGGGAAAGAAAAGACUCCAAAGAAAGGAGGUAAGGAAGGAAAGGAGAGUCCAUCACCAACAACUCCUUCGCCUUCCAAGUUUUCCAAACAACGAAAUAAGAAGGAAAAGGAUCAAGAGAGAGGCUUGCACGCCGAGAGGACAAUUUCUACUCCCAGUAGCGAGAAUGAAGAGAAAGAAUCAAUAACCACAUCAGCUACUGAAGAUGUAUCUACUGUUGAGGCUCAAGAAACAGAAAUCACCAACAAUGAAAUUCUUGAAAUGAAAAAAGAAAAAGAAGCAUUAAUAGAAAAGAUCCGAGAAUAUGAGAAUAUGAUUGCAUCUCUUAAGGACCAAGUACAACAAGUCUCGAAUCAAGAAGAAACAAAAUAUCUACAACUACUUAGGGAGAAAGAUGAAUUUACAAUCAAUUUGGAACAAGCAAGGAAGGAAAAAGAAGCUGAAGUGAUGCAACUAAAGCAAGAAUUGGACGGAAUGAUGAAAUCCAAAAAAGAGGAAAUUGCUUCUCUAACAUCUGAUAUUGAGAACUUGAAUGAAACUUUGAAUCAAGCAAAAAGAGAUCAUGCGAAAGAAAUUGCUGAUUUAGAUGUAAUCAUUAAUUCUAGAGAGAAGGAUAAUGUAAAACAGGCUGAAGAACUUGAGAAGGUGGCCAAAGAAAACUUUGAGUUACGCGCUUAUAUAAGCUCUCAAAAGGCUGAAAUUGAAAAGAUGACCAAAGAAAUUGCAGAAUUUACACUAGAAUUGUCUAAUGUCUCAGCACAAGUGAAGGUGAAAGAUGAGACGGUGCAACAACUUGACGGAGAGAAAAAACUGCUUGCAAAGGAAGUGUCUGAAUUGCAAGCACUCAAUCAAGAGCUGCUCACAGUGAAAAACGAACUGGAAGAAAUUGCGAACUCCAAGACCGGUAAUGAACUUCAACACCUCCAGCAAGAAUUUGAGAGUGUUCUAAAGGCUAAAAACGAGGAAAUAACUUCCCUUAACUCCCGUAUUGACAAUUUAAACGACGUGUUGUGUCAAACCAAAACAGAUCAUGCUAACGAAAUAGAUUCAUUUAAUUCACGUAUAAAAUUGAAAGACGAAGAAUGUCAAAAACAGAAAGAUGAGUACGAGAAGCUUGCAAAGGAAAAUGAAAUGUAUAAAUUACGGAGCGAAGAGCUAAUUCAAGCAAAGGAGAAGUUGGAGGAGCUCUUGAAAACUAAGACAGAAGAAACUCUAGUGCUUGAAUCUAAUGCGCAAGAACUGCUUCAAUCGAAACAAGAAUUAAUUGAAGCAAUUAACACGAAAUUGGAAGAUAUUUCAACCCUAAAAACCGAGCUUGAGAACCUGAAUGACAAACUUAAGGAAACCGUAGAAGCUCAAGCCCGUGAAAUCCAAAAGAUCACAUCUGAAUGGGAAGAAAAAUGUACUGCCAUGCAAGAAGAAAAAGAUCAGUUGAUCAAAGAACGCGAACAGCUCGCAAGUGAAAAAUCGGAAUUGGCAAUAGCAUUAACGUCAAGCCAACAGUUGAAAGAGGAGGCUCAAAUAAGAUUUGAAGAGGAACGCAACAAGUUAUCCAAGGAAAAUUCUUCACUGAACAAAGCCCUUUCUGAGUUAUCAUCCCACUUCAAGGAUGGAGAGGAAGCCAGAUCGAUAGUUGAGGAGGAAAACAAAAAGUUGAAAGAAGAAAUUGAAAAUAUUACCAAGCAUAGCUCUGAACAAAAAGAAGCUUUAAGCGCACUAAUUAGAGUAGACGAGGAAAACAAAAUGAUGGUAGAGAAAGUUGAAAAGCUCAAGCAAGAAAUCAAGGAACUUACAGAACAGUCACAAGAUUUCUUCAAUUUGAAACAAGAGCUCGAAGGAGUGAUAAAAUCAAACACAGAAGAAAUAUGCUCUCUCACAUCUCAAUUGGAGAAUAGUACUGAGUUAUUGAAUCAAAUCAAAAAAGAUAAUGCUUCUGAGAUUGCAUCUUUGAACGAAGCAAUGGAUCUUAAAGAUGGAAUGAUUAAAGAACUAUCUUCUCAAAAGAAAUUGAUAGAAGAGGAGGUUCAACACCAAAAAGAAGAAAUUGCCAAGCUUUUUAAAGAAAAUAACGAAGCUAAGCUACAAGCACAAGAACUUCUUCAAACAAAGAUCGAAUUAGAGGAAAGCAUGAAAAACAAGACAGCCGAAAUACUUUCUCUAAAGUCAAACAUCGAGCAAGUGAGCUAUCUAUUACAGCAAACUGAACUUGCUCAUUCACAAGAAAUUGCUACGUUAACUAAUAUGGAUGCAAGACUGGAUAACAAUGCCCACAAAGAAAUGGAAAACGUGUCAAACGUAGUUUUCACUCUACAAGAAGAAAACAACAAACUGAUCAAGGAAAACUCUGAGUGUAAAACUGCGUUAUCCCAUUUAACUUUCCAAAUUGAGGCUGAGGUGAAAGCAAGAGAAACGUUGGUUGAAGAAAACCAAAGGCUAGUUUUAGAAAAUUCUGGAUUAACAACUCAAGCAAAGGAGUUAAUGAAUUACAAACAAGAAUUGGAAGGAAUUGUGAAUAGUAAGACAGAGGAGAUAUAUUCUCUCAAAUCCAAUAUUGAAAAUAUCAACCAAAUGUUGGAUAAAGCCAAAAUGGAUUUUACUGAUGAAAUUACAAAAUUGAAUUCGUCAUUGGAUUUAAAGGAAGCAGAUAACAUGAAACUAAAAGACUCCGUUGAAAUGUUCACCAAGGAAAAUACGGAACUAAAGGCAGAAAUGGUUCAGCUUGAGUUGAAAGUACAAACAAUUCACAACGAAAGUGUGCAUGACAAAGAAGAAAUUGAAAAGCUUACAAAAGAAAACUCUGAACUAAUUUCACUGAAUGACUUGUUGAGAAAAGAAAGUUCAAAGCAGUCAUUCAAGUCUGUUCACAGUUAUCCAAACCCUAUUGCCCUUGGUGGACCUUUAACCCGAAUGUUCAAUAACCAACUGACCAAUGUCAAUAAUAAAUAG